AUGGCCUCAAGGUCCUGGCCACAGUCACUGGAGCUAUGAAGACCAGGAGCACUGGGGUCUGGACUACCCGGAUUGCGCAGGUGCUGCGCAGUCGCCCAUCAACAUCGACACAUCCAAGACUAUCUUCAGCCCCCAGCUGCGGCCGAUCCAGCUUUCUGGCUACAGCGUGCCGGCCAACCAGAAGCUCACACUGAGGAACAACGGGCACACAGUUGUCCUCGAGCUGCCCGGGUCACUGGCCAUCACUGGUGGCUAUGCCCAGCAGUACCGAGCCGUGCAGCUGCACCUGCACUGGGGCUCCCCGUUGGGACCUGGCUCAGAGCACACCGUCAACAGGCGCCGCUUUCUUGCGGAGAUCCACGUGGUCCACUACAACACCAAGUACGACAGCUUUAAGGAGGCAAUGGUCCACCCUGAUGGCCUGGCCGUACUGGGAGCCUUCCUGGAGGUUGGGCCAAGGGAGAACCCAUACUAUCAGGAAAUACUUGAGCAUCUGCACAGUAUACAAAGAGAAGGCAAGGAAGUCUUGGUGCCCGGAUUCAAUAUUGCAGGUCUGUUGCCCGACAACCUAAAACACUACUUCCACUACAACGGCUCUCUGACCACUCCUCCCUGCUACCAGACAGUGAAGUGGACAAUCUUCAACCAGACCAUGAUGCUCUCUCAUGACCAGAUGUUAAUGCUGGUGAGAAGCCUGAGAAACGAUGACAACAAACCUCUGCAGAACAAUUACCGGCUGGUGCAGGACUUGCAUGGGCGACAGGUGCUGGCGAGUUUCCAGACCACCCUCUCUUCGACAAAGCAGCUGCCUUCUGAUGGUGAUGGCCCAGCAGCAGCAGGACACUCCAGCUCUUCAUUUCAUGCAGGGGACGUGCUGGCUGUGCUCUUCGGGGUGCUCUUCGCCAUCACAGCGCUGGCCUUCCUGCUGUACAUCUACAAGCACCGCAGCCAGAACACACGGUUGGACUCACCGACCAAAUCCAAG
Molecule: messenger RNA, 985 nt
Organism: Eurypyga helias (sunbittern)
Lineage: Eukaryota; Metazoa; Chordata; Aves; Eurypygiformes; Eurypygidae
Product: carbonic anhydrase 9-like
Exons: 11
Cellular component (GO): plasma membrane
Molecular function (GO): carbonate dehydratase activity; zinc ion binding
Source: RefSeq, a predicted model, not a curated record